AUGAAGUUUGCUGCCGUCCUCUCCCUGGCCCUCUCGGCCAUGGCCCUUCCCAUGGACAUGGAGAAGCGUGCCCUGACCACCCGGCCCUAUGCCCAGUUCCAGGUCUCGGGCGGCGUGGCCGGCAACGCCCUUGCUGAAGUCCAGGCCAAGUUCCCCCGCUCCGUGCCCAAGAUCAACGAGAGCAACCUGGCCGGCGUGUCCAAGUCGGACCUAGCCAUCAUCAAGGCCGCCCGCAAGACCGCCGAGGCCGCCGAGACCGGCGCCUUCAACAAGGCCAUCUCCGCCGCCGGCAAGACGUCCGCCGCCGGCAAGGCCCUGCAGAACGGCAAGAUCAAGAACAAGGUCCUCAAGCUCAAGCUCGAGACCCUGGCCCUGCAGAUCGACCAGGCCCAGAGCGGCAAGGACAACUCGGCCAAGAUUGCCCAGGAGCAGAAGAAGCUCGACAACAACAUCGCCACCGACAAGAAGAACGCCGGCCAGGCCAGCCAGAGCGUCCAGUUCGCCGGUUAG
This is a messenger RNA of Thyridium curvatum, 510 nucleotides long. RefSeq lists its product as uncharacterized. The transcript is spliced from 2 exons. Bases 1 to 510 code for a protein of 169 amino acids. NCBI's taxonomy places the organism in Eukaryota, Fungi, Ascomycota, Sordariomycetes, Thyridiales, Thyridiaceae. The record is from RefSeq and is a predicted model, not a curated record.